UUAAUCCAGGCUGGCUUUCACAAGAUAUGCUUAUUCACUAUUAAGCAAACUCAAGUCGUCUGAGUUUGCAGGACGCGCCGUACCACAGACGUAGCUCCGUUCCUAGAAAAUGCUGCGCUCCACUGCGGUUGGCUGGUGUGUGGUUCGGGGCUCCCUCGAACGCGUUUCACCCGGGACCACAGCUCCGUCUCCCAGUCCACCCCCCCCCCAAAAAAUACAUUCCGGCCCAGAGCUCUCGUCGGGCGGAGACGCCGCCAAACCACCAGCUCAGCCUCCCAGUCCAGAAGACUCGCGCCUCAACUCAAGACGGCACCGGAGGGGCGGCGGAGGAGCCCAAGAAAUUAAGCGCGAAGGACCGGGACUCCUCCUCCUCCCUUUCUCCGCUGCGCUGGCCGCGGGCGUGAGGGAGUCGCUGUGGGCGGACUCCAGCCUUGCCCAACCGAGGCGAGGGAAGCCCUCCGCCUCACGCUUCAGUAGACCGGGUGGGAGGUUCCUGCUCUGUAGAGGACCGAGCAGGGAGGGCUUUCCCGACGCCGGGCUUCCGUGCAGCCGUUGGGUCGCAGUAGUUGAAAGUUACAGGAGAGCGGACACCUCGUUUGCCCGGAGAGAAGAGGGGCGGUCGCUUCAGCUCCUCUGGGCUGUCUGUCUCCGCUGGGAGCACCCGCGUUAAUAUUCACAGACGAGCCCCACACGCACCCUUCGGCCCUCCCUCCCUCCCUCCCUCCCUCCUCCCAGCCUUUCUCUCUCGCUCUCUCUCUCGCUCCCUUUCCCGGUCGUCUCCUCCCUCUCCUGCGCUUCUCCCUCCUCUUUCCCUUCCCCCAGAGGAGCUGCCGGAGGAGGCCGGCAGACAGGCGCGGCGCGGCGCUCCUCUUCUGUUCUCUUGGGCUGUUUGUUCGGCCCGGCCCGGCCGUCGCAGCUGCGGAAGGAAAACAGAACCCCCUCGCUCUUCGAGGCGAGAAGCAAUCAUGAGCGGCGGGGAGGUGGUCUGCCAGGGCUGGCUCCGAAAGUCCCCCCCGGAGAAGAAGUUAAAGCGCUAUGCAUGGAAGAGAAGAUGGUUUGUGCUCCGCAGUGGUCGGUUGACAGGAGAUCCAGAUGUAUUGGAAUACUACAAAAAUGACCACACCAAGAAACCAAUUCGUAUCAUUGACUUGAAUUUGUGUCAACAAGUGGAUGCUGGAUUGACAUUUAACAAAAAGUUUGAAAACAGCUAUAUUUUUGACAUAAAUACAAUAGACAGAGUCUUCUAUUUAGUUGCCGACAGUGAAGAGGAGAUGAAGUGGGUUCGAUGUAUUUGUGAUAUCUGUGGGUUCAAUCCUACUGAUGAUGAUGCUGUGAAGCCACCAGGCAAUUCUUUGCCGGCAUCAGCCGAAUUACCCUUAGCAGUCAGUACUUCCCUACCAUCUAUACAAGCCGAGCCAUCCCUACCUCCUCCAUAUCAGUUAAUUAAUAUCCCACCAUUAGAAUCUGCCUCCAGUCAUGAAGAUCCACAAGAUUACCUGUUACUAGUCAAUUGUCAGAGUAAGAAGCCUGAACCAACAAGGUUGUCAGCUGAUACAGCAAAAUCUGCCUGUUCUGAAACAGAUUGUAAUGAUAAUGUGCCUUCCCAUAAAAGUUCUGUGCAAUCGCUAAACAAGCACACAGUGAAUGGAUAUUUUCAGCAACAUAGUGUAUAUGAUUCUCCCACAUCAAGAGCUGCUUCGGUGUCAGUAGAUGGCAGUCUUUAUAAUCUACCAAGGAGUUAUUCUCAAGAUGUUUUACCAAAGGCAUCUCCUUCUGGAACUGAUAUAGAUGGAGAGCAACAUGUUUUUAGCACUCCAUCUGCAACCUCUUCUCUUGAUAUACAGAUGAGGCAUUUCUCCCUUAGUUAUGACAUUCCCUCAACACCUGGAAGUACGUACCAAAUUCCACGAACUUUUCCAGAAAGUUCAUUGACUCAAGGUUCAAAGCUAGAGACUAUUCCAGAUGUUCCUCCACCACGUCCUCCAAAGCCUCAUCAUGCUUCAGAUCGCUCUCCGGUGGAGGCAUGUAGCAUCGCACGUACUGCCUCAGAUACUGAUAACAGUUACUGCAUCCCUACAAGUGGCUUGCUCCCAUCUCGCAGCAACACAAUUUCCACCAUGGAUAUGAAUAUUUCGCAAAGGUUAGUGGACCUUGGUUCUCAAGAUUGCUAUUUUGUUCCACGAACAUUUCCAAAUGAUAGAUCAAGCUCACUGGAAGGCUUCCAUAACCACUUUAAAAAUAAAAGUCUAUUGACUGUUGGAAGUGUUUCCAGUGAAGAACUGGAUGAAAAUUAUGUUCCCAUGAACCCCAACUCUCCUCCACGUCACCAUUCUGGCAGUUUUACUGAACCCAUCCAAGAAAUGACGAACUAUGUGCCAAUGACUCCUGGCACGUUUGAUUUUUCACUAUUUGGAAUGCAAGUGCCUCCACCAGCACACAUGGGAUUUAGAUCUAGUCCAAAGACCCCUCCUAGAAGGCCAGUCCCUGCAGCAUGUGAACCUCCUCCAGUGGACAGGAACCUGAAGCCAGACCGGAAAGGUCAAAGCCCUAAAAUUUAAGACCUAAACCUCAUGGUUUAGAGCCGAACAGAUUCACAAACCAUAGGUGAAUUUACACAAGGAGAAAGGUUAAACCAAGCACCACUAGAAAUUAAACCUUUAUCAGAAUGGAUGAAUUGCCAGCUACCAGUUAGAUCUCCAAUUACCAGAAGUUUUACACGCGAUUCUUCCAGGUUCCCAUUAUCUCCCCGGCCAGAUUCAAUUCAUAGUACAACUUCUAGCAGUGAUUCGCACGACAGUGACGAGAAUUAUGUACCCAUGAAUCCAAAUCAGUCCACUGAUGAUCCAGGUUUGUUCGGCAGCAGCAGCCUUGAUGGGGGAAGCAGCCCUAUGGUAAAACCUAAAGGUGACAAGCAGGUGGAAUAUUUAGACCUGGUAGAUUCUGGAAAAUCUACUCCACCUCGCAAGAAAAAGAGUAGUGUUUCUGGCGGUAGUGUGGCUGAUGAGAGAGUCGAUUAUGUUGUUGUUGACCACAAAAACAUUAGCAUUAGAGGUACAAGAGAAGCUUGGACAGAUGGAGGCAAUCAACAGAGUCUGAAAACACCAACAAAAAGUGUGAAAUGACAAUAAAUUUUUUUUGACGUCCUGUUUAAUAUUCUUAAAGAGAGCCACCAUUAACUGAUGAGACGAAUACUUCAAUGAAUUAUUUUUCUUUCAAAUAUUUUCAAUAUCAAGCUGAUGACAACAUGGAAUAAAACAGUAGCCUAUGGCAAUCUUAGUGAUUUUCAUGAUGUAAAAUAGUGUAUCUUGGGUCUGAGAAAAACAUUUUGAUCUGGAAUUAACUAUUUGAUAGUAUUACAAUGUUGUAUGCACUUUUUCCUUGUUAAAAUGGUGGUUCAGCUUUCUCCACCUAAUGUACUUUUAACAUCCUCCUUUCUCCCCCUGACACUACUAUAUAACAUUCUAGGAAGUAAGCUAUGUGUAUGAUAUUGAAAUUAAGGUCUGAGGUGCAUUUUAAUAGCUCAAAGAUCAAUUAGAAAAAAAUAGUUUCACAAUUUUAAUCUACUUGAACUGUCAAAAGAUGAUUUGUUAAAUGCCUAUGUUUUAUAUUUAAUACAUGCAAAGAAUAUUUCAAACUCUACAGCAGUGGUUCUCAACCUGUGGGUAGGGACCUCUUUGGGGGUCGAAUGACCCUUUCACAGAUGGUCUUAGGAACCCAGACACCAAUUUAAUGGUUGGGGGCCACCACAACAUGAGGAACUGUAUUAAAGGGUUGCGGCCUUGGGAAGGUUGAGAACCACUGCUCUACAGGUUGCCUUCCUAUCAGAAAUGGCUGUGAGUGAGUAAUAAUAGGCAUGUUUCUGGAUCUACUCUAAUGUCUUAUUCAAUAAUGCAUUAAUUAGAGGAGGUCCUUUUGAAUUUUCACUGAGAACAGUGUUCUUUUUUUGCCGAGCAAAGAUUCUGCAGGGAGGGAUCUUUGCCCAGAAUAUCACAUAAAUCUCAAUAUUAUUGAAGGUAUGCAGGAGUGACUGAUCUCACUCUUUAACUGCAAAGUGUAAUAUUUACUUCAUUUACAAAAACAGAAACUAUGACAUCAGGUACGUACCUAGCCCCACAUUGUGCUAGUUCACAUAUCAGGUUCAAACAACGUGCUUUUAAUUUUCUACUGCUACCAAGUCUUUGAAUUGGUUUUUAGUAUGAAAAUUCAUGAGGCGGUGUGACAUUCACUGUUUAUAGUACUAGAAGAUACUGUGAUUUUUGUUUUGUUUUGUUUUGAAAUCAGACCGCAAUACAAAUGGAAUUAUUAUGUCUUGGCACCACAUGAAUCUUUUUAAUGAUCCUUGUUAUGCCAAGUUUCUUGCUUGGCCUUAUAUUUAAAUUCCUAUGUAAGUGGUAUUUUUAACAUCUUGUUCUUUUUUUAAAGGAAAACACAAGAUUUAUCCCAUUUUUUAAAAAGUUCUUCAGGUACAGAAUUCAUUUGAAUACUUUGAUUUAUUGAAUCACUAUUCUUAUUCCAAAUAGUAGCUGCUUCAACAGCCAAAAAGAGAAACACUAAUUCUCUUUAAAGUACAACUUUAAAAAAAUAAUUAAUCAUGGUGGAAAAAUUUACUAAUUCAUUCUUUUGUAGUUGUAAAAAAGAGAAUGUUGUAUUUCUCAAACUUCAUAAAUACUGAAUAAAGAAAGAAAUGCUGGCCUUAAUAUUAUAUCUAAUUUUCCAAUCCCAUUCCAACUUAAUAGUUUGUAAAUUUUCUUUAUUUCUAACAAGGUUUCUUUUUAAAUUAGAAAUAUUUUGGUGUUUUAAAUGUUUUUUAAACUAAACAUUGCAUUUCGAGAUGAAUUUUAAAUAAAUCCAAGUUGUUCUGC
Molecule: messenger RNA, 4862 nt
Organism: Thamnophis elegans (Western terrestrial garter snake)
Lineage: Eukaryota; Metazoa; Chordata; Lepidosauria; Squamata; Natricidae
Gene: GAB1
Product: GRB2 associated binding protein 1
Source: RefSeq, a predicted model, not a curated record